Paramecium sonneborni is the source of this 888-nucleotide messenger RNA. Lineage: Eukaryota; Ciliophora; Oligohymenophorea; Peniculida; Parameciidae. The record is from the annotation of a GenBank genome assembly.
AUGGAUUCAAUUGACUAUACAGAAGCAAAAUUCAAAUUUUUAGGAAUAAGAAAACACUUUUUUAAAGAUGUUACUUAUCAUAUAACAGUUUUCGAUGAGAUCGUUAUUAUGGGAAUAGUAGAGAUUGUAAUAUUAAAAUUUAGACUGCUGAUUGCCAAAAUCCUAAAUACAGAAUUAAACUGUCUCUUGAUACAAAGAUAAACUGGGAGAUACGUAAAAGUAAAAAGGAAUUGGAGAGUUUUGAAUUUCUAUAUUAAAAUAAAAAGAAGGCUGUCUAUGCACAAGCAAAGGAUUUGUUAAAGUAUUUUUAGUAUCAUAAUUGAUUAGAUUUAAGUAACUUUUAGCAGGAAAAGUAUUAUAUGAAGGAAUAGGAGAUUUAUAUUAACCUUUAUUUUAGGUUGGUAAAGGAAGUUCAGCAAAAGUAUUAUUAUCAAUAAGAUAUUAAGGUGUACAGUGCAAGAAAUAUUUUAGAUUAAGGAGUUUAUGCAGUAAAAGCAAUAGAAAAAUCAUUUUUGAAGCUUACAGAAAAUGGAAAUGGAAUUGUAAUCAUAUUAUAUUACAUUAGUAAGCAUUUUAAUCAGAAAUACAAAUUCUAAGAACAUUGUCAUAAUAUUAACAUAAUUUCUUGGUUUUGAGUGAAAUUUAUGAGGGAGAUAGCACAUUUUAUGUUGUCACUUCAUAUUUAGAAGGCUUAAAUUUAAGUGGAGAAUUAGAAAAAGCAAAGGUAGUUUUAAUAGUUAAUUAUUAGACUCUUCCUUAGAAAAGACUACCAAUAUAGAGUAUAAGAAUUAUUAUGAAAAAGAUGCUAACAAAUUUAUAAAUACUUCAUUCUCACCGAGUAAGUAUGUUGAAUAUAUUAUAGAUUAUACAUAGAGACUUAAAACCUGA